GAAGAAGGAACUUGAAUGAUGUUAUGCUGCUGCCUGUCGACACUCCUUUUCAUACUCCUUUGGCUUCUCCCCCAUUGAAGUCACCUUUAGGUUCUUAUUAUCAGCCCCAAGGAUUCAAUCCUCUCUUCGAAUCUUCCACGGAUGCCGAGUUAAAUAAGCUGAGAUCUUCAUCUCCUCCCAAAUUCAAGUUCUUGAGGGAUGCAGAAGAGAAACUUUUAACAAGGUUGGCAUUAGAAGCUGAGAAAAUGGUACAAAUCAGAAGGGACAAUGCAACAGAAGGGACGAUAGUAGAAGGGUCUUUCCUUAAAUUCAUCGCUGGUAAGAAGAGGGAACCUCCCCAGUACUUACAACAGUAUCCUUCAAGUUCUUCUCAGGUGCUGCCACUGUCUUCUUCUCCUACAACAUUCAGACCACCAGACAAGAAAGACACUCUGCAUUAGAUCCCUGUUAGAUGAGUUCCUUUUCUUGUUAUUUUUUUCUUCUCAAAUUAUUCUUUUAAUUACCAAUUCAUCUUGAAUUAAGACAAAAUCAAAAAUUUCUAAGAUUGAUGUUUAGGGUGUUGGUUUGGUUAGUUAAACUACCAUCCCUUCAUCCUCUCCACUGUAUUUUCACGAGCUACUGAUUUGCGGAAAUGGUGUACAGCUAAUCUUUUUUAA
Messenger RNA from Hibiscus syriacus, 656 nucleotides. RefSeq lists its product as uncharacterized. The record is from RefSeq and is a predicted model, not a curated record. The transcript has a single exon. NCBI's taxonomy places the organism in Eukaryota, Viridiplantae, Streptophyta, Magnoliopsida, Malvales, Malvaceae. The coding region runs from base 24 to 440 and encodes 138 amino acids.